AUCAAAACCCACCACCUUUCUCUCUCUCUUUCUCUGUCAUCUCUCUCCUCUCUUGUGUCUCUGUAGAUCCCAAUGAGAGAAGAGAAAAGGGUGCAGUUGAUAGAUUCAUUUCUUCAAACUACCACCUCCUCUUUUCUCUCUCCUUUUUCUCCUCCUUGCUCAAGCCUCAAAGAAACCAAAGAUUCUUUCUUGCUUUUUUUCUUCAGAUUCUCUCUCUCUCUCUCUCUCUCUCUCUCUCUCUCUCUCUCUCUCUCUAUUGAAGGAUUUCUCACUUUGGUUUUUGGUUUUUUGGCCUUUUGGAUUUGGUUGCUUGUAGGUUUUAAUUUUAUGAGGUUUUGCAGGGGUUUUGGGGAGUUUAGCUGGUAGUAGAGGGUGUUGGGAUGUCUUAAAAAAGGUCAAUUUCUUUAACUUCCAGCAUCUUUUCUGGGUUUUAUUUCUAGAAAUUUCAUCUGGGUGUUGCUAGGUUUUUGUAUUUUUUUUUUUUGUUGGGUUGUUUUCAGAUCUGAUGACUGAUGGUUUAUAUCUGAGCAGCGAGAUCUGUUGAUUUUUUUUUCUCUGUUUUGAUUUUAUGGUGACUUUGGAAAGGUGGGUCUUUUUUAGAUUCUUCAGCUGAUGCUUAUAUAAAAAAGGUAUUCGGAUUCUCGAGAAGUGCUUCUUCUUGAUUUAGUACCCAUUUCUACUUUGUAAAACCCCAAGAUCUCUGCAUUUCUUUUCUGGGUUUUUUUUUCCUUUCUCUCUUUCUGUAGUUAUUCCAUCCGAAAUCUCAAACCGAUUCGUCCGAAUUAUAGAAUCAUACAAAUUUAGGAUCUUCGGGGAAAAAAAACAGUGAAUUGUGGGACUGUGAAAUAUAUGUUCUGAUUCUUUUGGGGAAAAUUCGUUACUUAAUUUCGAAAAGAUGAGGUGGGGAAUGGAAAUUCUAUCGCCUACUUCAUAUCUUUCUAAUUCAAGUUGGUUGCUUGAGGAGAGCAAAAGCGGAAACUGGACCCCUGAAGAGAACAAGAAGUUUGAGAAUGCUCUCGCGCUCCACGACAAGGACACCCCCGAUCGAUGGCAUAAUGUUGCUGCCAUGAUACCUGGAAAGACAGUUGAAGAUGUCAUCAGCCAUUACAGGGAUUUGGAGGAUGACAUUAGCGACAUAGAAGCCGGGCGGAUCCCCAUUCCGGGUUACAGCACCUCGUCUUUCACAGUUGAAUGGGUGAAUGAUCGCCGAUUCGAUGUGUUGAAACCUACAUAUGCUGUUGGUGGAAAGAGGACAGCAGGCAGGCCUGAUCAGGAAAGGAAGAAGGGAGUCCCGUGGACGGAAGAUGAGCACAGGCGGUUUCUGAUCGGUCUUAAAAAGUAUGGUAAAGGAGACUGGAGAAACAUUUCCCGCAAUCUCGUCAUCACAAGGACCCCGACUCAAGUGGCUAGCCACGCUCAGAAGUAUUUCAUAAGGCAGUGUUCAGGGGGCAAGGAUAAAAGAAGAUCAAGCAUUCACGACAUCACGACUGUCAAUCUCUCGGACAGCAGACCUCCUUCACCAUCUCAAUCUUCCACACUUUCCGUGCAGUCUAGUCCAGCCAAUGUGCCAAAAACAGCAGACCAGUUCUCGAUGUCAUUUGAUUCAAACCGUCGGAAUGAAGGAGCACCAUUUUUCAGCCCAACGACACCUCAAACACAUGGGAAUCCAUUCAUGCCACAUUCUUAUGGCAUGCCUUCAUAUGGGCUGAAAAUGCAAGCGCAGAAUUAUCAAAGAGGCACCCUCCACGAAUCUGUUGGACCCCAGAAUUCGGUAUUUCAGCUGCAAUCUUCACACCACCACCGUCAUGGAUAACACGAUGAUUUUUUUCUGCUUUUUUUUUUUCUUCCUUUAAAUUCAGGAUCACAUUGAAAUGUCGAAUGUAUUCCGUUCAGUUUGGUCACUGUCUAUGGAUUUGUCCUGGUUUUUAUGUGAAUAUUUUAAUGGGACUAGAGGUAUUUUGUAGUCUUUGGACUUCUUAAGAGGGUGGUAGAAUUGUAUUGUGCAUUCAAGUUCAAAUUCUUAAUUCUGAGAUUAGUUCUCAUUGAAUUGAAGUUUUUCGGUGAA
Magnolia sinica is the source of this 2065-nucleotide messenger RNA. RefSeq names its product transcription factor DIVARICATA. The record is from RefSeq and is a predicted model, not a curated record. Gene Ontology annotation, molecular function: DNA binding. Bases 896 to 1813 code for a protein of 305 amino acids. The transcript is spliced from 2 exons. Lineage: Eukaryota; Viridiplantae; Streptophyta; Magnoliopsida; Magnoliales; Magnoliaceae.